AUGUCAUUAUUAUCAACAGCACAAUUAAUUCUUAAUGCUUCUCAACAUUAUACAAUUUAUGCUAGUUUUAUUAUUUUAUUUUCUGGUGUUUUUGGACAUAUUGCUAACAUCUUUGUAUUUACUCGUCAUACAAUUUUUCGAGGAAAUCCAUCUGCUUUUUAUCUCAUUGCAGAAUCAAUUCUUGAUUUACUUGAAUUGACGAUUGUAGAUACAGCUAAUAUUGCAAUUCAUGGAUUUGGUAAUGAUUUAACACAAACAUCAUUACUUUGGUGUAAAUUAAGAGCAUUCUUGACACAAUCUCUAACUGUUAUUUCACUUAAUAUUGUUUGCUUUGCUGCUAUCGAUCAAUAUUUAUCAACAAGUUAUCAUCCAUAUUUAAGACAAAAAAGUACAAUAAAAGGAGCGAAAAUUUUUACUACUAUUGCAACUAUAUUUUGGAUUUUACAUAAUACAUUAGCUUUGUUCUUACUUGAAAUUCAAUCAAAAUAUGGAUGUAAUAUAUAUAAUCAGAAAUUUAGACAUUAUGUCACAUAUUUCUAUUAUCUCAUACUCAUUGGAAUUUUACCGAUUACUAUUUCGACAUUUUUCAGUAUACUAGCUUAUCGAAAUGUUCGUCGUAUUGUACAACGUCAAAUGCCAAUACGUCGACGAAAACUUGAUCAACAAUUGACAGCAAUGAUUCUUGUUCGAGUUGGAUUUUUAGUCGUUAUGAUAUUACCAUAUCUUGUACAACGAAUUUAUACACUUAGUACAUUAACAAACACUGACAGUAUGAUUUCUCACGUCAUUCUACAACUUUUUACAGCUAUAACUAUUUCAUUGUUUGAUCUUAAUUAUGCAGGUUCUUUCUAUUUAUUUUUAAUAACAUCAACACGAUUCCGACGACAAGUUAAGUGUGUUUUUAUAAAUAAAUGUUGGCGAGUAUAUUGUAGAAAAGAAAUACGUCAAAAUCAAGUUGCAACAUUGGUACAAUGUACCACUAGUGAAUUUGAUUUACAACAAAUUCAAUAA
Rotaria sordida is the source of this 1011-nucleotide messenger RNA. The record is from the annotation of a GenBank genome assembly. Lineage: Eukaryota; Metazoa; Rotifera; Eurotatoria; Philodinida; Philodinidae.